UAACUUAAAAACUUCGGUAAAAACAUUGACAAGUUAUAGUUAAAAAUAUUAAGAUAUACAUUUUCUAGAAGUUUAUUGGACACAAGAAACGUUUUUAUAACUUUGUAAGAAAAAAGUACUUAAAUUUAUAAAAAUUAAAAAAUACAGACAAGGUUCUCCACGGUCACCUUAGAUAGACAUCGGUGAGAAAAGAUUGCAGGAUUGAGAUGGAGUACAAAAUCUAUAAGCUACUACUUUUUAUCAACAUGAGAAAAUCCUACAGACCUUGCGAGGUUUGCUUAGUGAGAUAUCUUGUGUAUUACAAGUGAUAACAGGGAGGGAAAAGUUCCGCAGGGUAUACACAGUGGAGAAUCUGCAAGAUAUAUCCGGUGAACGCAUGUAAAAGCUCCUGCGGGGCGUGCCUAAAAAGAAUCCUCCAGGAUCCUGCAGGAAAGAAACUUGAAAAGUGAUUGUGUUAAAGAAUCCUGCUUAGUUAAAUUUACCAACUGGAGGAAAAUUUUCGGCAAAGUAACGUGAUGUAAAAACCUGCAGUAUAUAUCCGACAGUCACAAGGUUUUAGCAAAUUCAUGUGUAUCAACGCAGGAAUUCGUAAAUUUUUUUUCAGUGGGUUGAUAAAAGUCAUGUGAUGCAAUCGAUUUGAAAAUAAGUAUUGUAUUCUUUAGAUUUGACACGUUCCAAAAAUUAUUUAAUAAUAUCAGACCGUGUUAAAAAUGUCUUAUUAUCAACGUUAUGGGGUGAAUCAGUAUGGCAAUUACUGGGAUACACGGGGCGACAGUACAGCAGAAGGAGGCGCAUACCAUUAUUCGAAUGGGGAUGUGUUUCAACAUCAAAAAUCUCUUAUAAUGUUCGCUUUUCCCUACCUAUUUUAACAAAAACGAUACGUUCAAUGAUAAAACGGCCUACCCUAAACGAAAUGGCAGAUUUAGUUGUCUUUCACCCGCAACAACAAACACAAUCAUCGAUCUCAGUUGAACCGUUCAACCGUAGUCAACAAAAUUUCCCAAUGGCUCAACCUACUUCAUCAUCGAUGAUUUCAACUGCAACUGUUAACACAAACGAUACAUUACCUCAACAAAGUUCGCCAGCUGACGAUCCACUUGUGUAUGAUUCAAAUUUAAUUAAAAAAAUGAACUCAUUAUGGAUGUUAUUUACAUCUUUUGUAUCAAAUAUCGCUGACAAUCCAAGUUCGUUACUAGCAGUCGUGCCAUCAAAUGUCAUCGACAGCUUAGUGCCCUCAAGCUCAGCUGUUCAACCAUCCAAAUUUAUUUGUUAUUCUCCUAAGCAUCACACAUUACAAUCUACAUUUAGUUUAAGCAAUGAAGAAUUCGAGUCUGUUUAUGAUGUUCCUGCUUCAAAACGGUUUUGUGCUCAUCCGCAACAAACAACAACCACGCCUUCUUCUAAUCAAAGAAAACCUCCACUCCAACUCGCUUCAGCUUCAAAGUUUUCGACAAAGAAAACAAUUUCAGUGAAAGGACCGAUCCAUUUUCCAACAAACAAUGUUCUUGAAGACGAUAAUGAUGAGCGAAUAUCAUCACAAGUAUCAAUCACAACACGAAAUCAAUGA
Molecule: messenger RNA, 1567 nt
Organism: Didymodactylos carnosus
Lineage: Eukaryota; Metazoa; Rotifera; Eurotatoria; Philodinida; Philodinidae
Source: the annotation of a GenBank genome assembly